UGGACCAGAAAACAUCCCGAAAAUUGGAAUUCAGAGGAAGUAUUAGAUUGGUUAAUCUAUACAGGACAGGAAAAGGGAUUAAAUAUGUCCGAACUUAGAGCUGAGGCCUUCCAGAAUAUUUGUGGAGCAGAAUUAUGUAGAUUGAGUAUGGACGAAUUCAGAAAUCUAGAACCAAAAUAUGGAAAAUCACUGUAUGAAAUGUUGCGAAACUUGUUAUCGGGAAAGUUGUCACCCUUCAAUAAUCCUUCCUCGUCUCCAGUCAGAAGUCAGUAUGGUAGUCCCACAUUCUAUACCAUGACCAAUAGAAAACAAGAAAGUCAGCAUUUCAAUAAUGCCAAAAAUCAACAUCUAUGGGAGUUUAUCUUCGAUUGUCUGGUGAAUCCUGCUUAUAAUCCUCAGUAUUUACGAUGGGAGAACCAAAGAGAUGGUGUUUUUAGAUUCGUCCAGUCGGAAGCUGUAGCUCAAUUAUGGGGUGGCUUCAAAAAUAAUGAAAACAUGACGUAUGAGAAAUUGAGUCGUGCAAUGAGACAUUAUUAUAAACGUGGUAUUUUAGAGCGAGUCGAAGGUAGACGUUUGGUGUAUAAAUUUUCUCGUAAAGCAAUGGACAGAGCACGUGAGAAACGUCACAUUACUUUAUGA
Messenger RNA from Lottia gigantea (owl limpet), 639 nucleotides. RefSeq lists its product as hypothetical. Gene Ontology annotation, cellular component: nucleus. NCBI's taxonomy places the organism in Eukaryota, Metazoa, Mollusca, Gastropoda, Lottiidae. Gene Ontology annotation, molecular function: sequence-specific DNA binding; DNA-binding transcription factor activity, RNA polymerase II-specific. The record is from RefSeq and is a predicted model, not a curated record. The transcript has 4 exons. The annotation marks the transcript as partial. Gene Ontology annotation, biological process: cell differentiation; regulation of transcription by RNA polymerase II.